GCGGCCCCGGCCCCGGCCCCGGCCCCGGCCCCGCGAUGCCGCCCGCCCGCGCCGGGUACGUGGCUCCGUGGUGGGUGUCGUGGCUGCACCGCCUGCCCCACCGCGGGCUGCGCCUGCAGAGCGUGCCCGCCGCCUUCCGCCCGCGGGACGCCGACUACCAGCAGUCGCUGCUUUUCCUGGGCUUGGUGUCCGCCGUCUGCCUCGGCCUCAACCUCCUCUUCCUCACUGUGUACCUGAUCUGCCUGUGCUGCUGCAAGAGGGACCAGGACCCUGAGACCAAGCGGCCCCACUCCUGCUGUGUCACCUGGAUGGCCGUCACCGCGGGGCUCAUCUGCUGUGCAGCCGUUGGCAUUGGCUUCUAUGGGAACAGUGAGACCAACGAUGGGGUGUACCAGCUGCUGUAUGCCCUGGACCACGCCAACCACACACUGACCGGCAUCGACUCGCUGGUAGCGGACACCACGCUGCAGAUGCAGGUGGGUCUGGAGCAGCACCUGCAGCGCCUGAACGAGCUCCUGGCGCCACGGGGGGAUUACCUGCAAACCCUCAAGUUCCUGCAGCAGCUCUCGGGCAGCAUCGUGCUGCAGCUCGCGGGGCUGCCCGUGUGGCGCGGCACCAGCACCGACCUCACCGCGCUCGCCGGCCACGUCGCCUACAUUGAGUAUUACCGAUGGCUGGCUUAUCUGCUCUUCUUCAUGCUGGUGCUCACCGUCUGCCUCCUGGCCUGCCUGGGGCUGGCCAAGCGCUCCCGAUGCCUCCUCACCACGAUGCUGUGCUGUGGGCUGCUGACCCUCAUCCUCAGCUGGGCCUCUGUGGCUGUGGACACGGCAGCGGCGGUGGGCACCAGCGACUUCUGCGUGGCCCCAGAUAAGUUCAUCAUGAACCAAACAGAGAGUGACAUCAGUGCGGAGGUGGUUCACUAUUACCUGUACUGUGAGCAGGGCCUGAGCAACCCCUUCCAGCAGGCUCUCACCGUCUUCCAGCGCUCGCUCACUACGAUGCAGAUCCAGAUCCAGGGCCUGAUCCAGUUUGCGCUGCCCGCAUUCCCAACAGCCGAGAAAGACCUUCUGGGGGUGCAGCAGCUCCUCAACUCCUCAGAGACCAGCCUGCACCAGCUCACGGCCAUGCUGGACUGCCGGGGGCUGCACAAGGACUACCUGGAUGCCCUCAUUGGCAUCUGCUACGAUGGGGUGGAGGGUUUGCUCUACCUGGUUCUCUUCUCCUUGCUGGUGGCUGCCUCCUUCUCCACCAUCAUCUGCGCCACACCACGAGCAUGGAAGCUCUUCACUGGACGGGACAGGGACUAUGAUGACAUGGACGAUGAGGACCCCUUCAACCCACAGGCACGGCGCAUCGCCAGCCACAACCCGGCACGGGGGCAGCUCCGCAGCUUCUGCAGCUACAGCAGCAGCCUGGGCAGCCAGAGCAGCCUGCACCCGCCGGCGCAGACCAUCUCCAACGCACCCGUCUCUGAGUACAUGAACCAAGCUGUGCUCUUCGGUGGAAACCCACGCUAUGAGAAUGUGCCCCUCAUCGGCAGAGGCUCUCCUCCCCCCACGUACUCCCCGAGCAUGCGAGCCACCUACCUGUCGGUCACCGAUGAGCACAUCCGGCCCCACAGCACCGAGGUCCCGGCCUAAGCCUGGCCCCGCGCGGCUCCCGGCAGGAGGAGACGGUGCCACCGGCGUUCCUGUGAUGGGAAACCAAAGAGACCCGGGACAGACGUGGUGGGGAGCCCGGCAACGGCCGGAGGAUGAGCCCCGGCGGUGGGGAAGCCCCCGGGCUCCCUUUACCCUCCUCUUUCCCCUUGGCAGCUCCUUCUUUAUCUCAAGUCUUCCUCUCCUAUAGCAGACAGUGACUGG
Pezoporus occidentalis (night parrot) is the source of this 1862-nucleotide messenger RNA. RefSeq names its product tweety family member 2 (gene TTYH2). Bases 36 to 1640 code for a protein of 534 amino acids. The record is from RefSeq and is a predicted model, not a curated record. Gene Ontology annotation, molecular function: volume-sensitive chloride channel activity; intracellularly calcium-gated chloride channel activity. Lineage: Eukaryota; Metazoa; Chordata; Aves; Psittaciformes; Psittacidae. Gene Ontology annotation, cellular component: plasma membrane. The transcript has 14 exons.